CCAAUUGAUCUUCGAGUGAUUUUGGAUUAUUAUUUUUUCUUCUCCAUCUGAUUGUUUUUCUUCUUCGUAUCCGUGAAAUCCUUAAGAAACCAACUUUUGUAUCGGAGAACGGCUAAAAGAUGACGGGGGAUCGCGACGAGGCUAGGGUUUCUCCGACCGACGAGGCUGCAGCGAACGAUGCUUCUCGGACGAGGCAAAGGAGGAAGAGAAAGUGGGAUCAGCCUGCGGAGCAACUAGUUGCAGCUGGAGUCUCGCUUCCUCGAUUACUCCCUCUAGCCAAUACUAUGAAUCUUCCUGCUGCAACUGUGGCGCCAUUGUUCCAAACGCUUUCUUCCUUGCCCCAGCAAACCACAUCAGUUCCACUAGUUGUUAAUCAACCUAAGAUCCAGGAUGAGUUGACUAUAGCGCGAGAAAUUGUUAUCAACGAUGCUGAGGCUUCUCUUAGGCACAAGCUUACUAAACGCUCGACUCAAGAAGAAAUUCAGAGAUCUACUGGUGCUGUGGUGAUUACUAGGGGCAAGUACCGUCUUCCAAAUGCACCUCUUGAUGGUGAAAAGCCAUUGUAUCUUCACAUAUCUGCUGCCGCCAAUUUAAAAGAAACUGCAGAGCGUAUCUUAGCCGUUGAUCGUGCAGCAGCUAUGAUUGAGGAGAUGAUGAAACAGAAAACAAACUCACAUGUCGGGUUGGUUGGUUUUCAGACCAAGAUGCUGAGCACUUGCGUAUAUUUGGGUUUUGAAGCUGACCCAUCAUCUAAUGUUGCUGCUCGUAUUCGUGGGCCUAAUGUUUACAUUUGCAUUAUUUUGUCUCACUCCAUGAAUUCAAAAGAUUCUAAUGUUGAAGCUCUCUCCGACAUCUCCGUGCAACCGGGAGAGAUCUUUUUUUGUGCUGUUGGUGGUUGGCUUUCCUACAUGCAGGAUCAGUAUAUAAAUCACAUUAUGAAUGAAACAGGAGCAACCGUUGUACUAAGAGGGCGUGGUUCAGGGAGCCUUGAGAACCAACACGGUGAAGAAGCACUGCAACCAUUGCAUCUAUUAUUGUCUAGCAGCAAUCCGAAGAGCAUUGACGAUGCUAAACGUUUAGCUGAGAAUCUUAUGGAUACAAUCAGUGUAGAAUUCGGAGCUUCAAGGGUUUCCUCAAGCAAGGUGUAUGGUGCAGUGCCACCACCACAGCAACUGCUUUCUGGAGCUCCAAGUUCUGAAAACGAGCAAAAGCCAAAUUUGAGUUCAACAUAUGGUUUGAUGCCAUCGCUACCCAUCAUACCGCCGCCCAACGCUGUUAAUACGUUUUCUGUUCCUCCAGCAACAACUCCUUAUCCUCAGUUUCCAGUGUUUCAGCCUCCAGGGAUCCCUAAUGGUGGGCACUUGCGACCAAGUCCAGUCAGUUACGUACAGCCCGUGGCUGGGGGAACUAGCUAUAGUGGGUAUGCUGGAAUAUACCCUCAAGCCACUCCACUGCAACAAGUUGCUCAAGUCCUUAAGCAAUCAGUUUCCCCUGUUAUCUCCACUGUGCCCCCUACCUUGUUGACAGCUACGUCCUCAUCGAAGCCAAGUGAUAUUUCAAGUAAGGAAAAGGAAAGGCGUCCAUCCCAAAAGCGAAAGUUUCAGGAGCUACCAGCUGAUUCUAAAGUCCCAGCAAAAUCCAAAGAGCACUUGGAGUUAGCAGCAGCAGGUGAAGUUGCCCCAAAGAAUAUUAUAGUUGAGCCAUCAGCAACUGGAGUGCGGUCUUCACCAAGAUCUGUGAUGCCUCCUCCUCCACCAAAGACCAUCCCAACACCGCCUUCUAAGACCGUCUCUCCUCUAUCAUCGAGAAUCAUGCCUCCUCCACCACCGCGAUUUACACCAUCAACACAACCUCCAAGAUUACAGGACGACUGCAUCACCGUAAAGAAACCAAACCCAGUUCCAGAUACUUUAAUAAAGCUGAUGGAAUAUGGGGAUGAUGAAGACGAUGAUGACGAACCUGACGAGACAUUGAUUGUCAAAUCGUGACAGUGUAGUAGUAGAUGAUGGAACCAUCUGAUCUGGCAACAAAUUUGCCAGUCUUUUGUCUGUAACAAUAGAAUUGUUUUGGGGUCUUUGUUUAUCUGGCCUCCUAUUGACUCGUGGCUUAGGGUCCUGUGGUAUCAAACUAUUAAGACAAGUAUACAAGGAAUUACUGUGGCUGACUUUGUGAUGCCCUUGUUGUUGUACCAAAAUAAUACUACAUGAUAGAUAUAUAUUUAUUUACCAAUGGAUCAAGAAUUCAAGAUCAUAUUCUUAUUUAAAAUUUCGAAAUGAUAUUAUACUGUGGCCAAUAA
Messenger RNA from Thlaspi arvense, 2296 nucleotides. Lineage: Eukaryota; Viridiplantae; Streptophyta; Magnoliopsida; Brassicales; Brassicaceae. The record is from the annotation of a GenBank genome assembly.